Peniophora sp. CBMAI 1063 is the source of this 1707-nucleotide messenger RNA. The record is from the annotation of a GenBank genome assembly. Lineage: Eukaryota; Fungi; Basidiomycota; Agaricomycetes; Russulales; Peniophoraceae.
AUGUCGCCACCUACUCCCGAAUUCAUCCCCAUGCAAGGAUACACUAUUCAAUCGUUACAUCCCUUCGUUAAGAAGAGAAUUCCAUCCUUUUUUCUUGCACUACCAACCGAGCUUGUCACGUCAAUACUCGAUCUACUCAAUUAUCGCGCGCUCGCCGCGUGUUCGCAGGUCUGCAAAAGACUGCACGUUAUAUGUACGGAAACAAUCACCCUCCGAUACGCCGCCCUCCUCGCUGCAAGCGGAAUGCGCGACGGACCUCCAGGCAAACUCUGCACAGCCGAGCGCCUUCAGCUACUUCUGAUGUGGCACUACGGUUGGGCUGACCUCCAAUGGGUGAAUUACUUCAACAUUCGCUGCAAGGCGCGCGGUAUGCUGCACACGGGCAACGUCGUACUGUAUACCGGAACAAGAGGGAGCAAAACAGAAUGCCUGAGGCUGCCGUCGUUAUGUCGGAAGGUGGAGGAAAAGCGAUGGGAUCUGCCGUUCACACUCACGGAUAUACUUGCGGUGGACCCGUCGCAAGAUCUCAUCAUCGUAUGGUCUAGCGAAAGGACUGAAACGCUCCGCCUGAUCGAGGCGAGGACGCUUUCUACGGGAGAGAAGCAUCCCCGAGCAGGAUGUGGCGGACAAUACACCAUCAUGCCUCUUUCAGGCCCUGGCCAAGCAGGCAGGAUGAGCGCCAUGCAGAUUCACAGUAAUCGCAUUGCUACUACUAUACGACGGCCCGCGCAACGCACGGACGCUCCAUGCACCAUCUGGAUCUGUGAUUGGGUGGACGGCUCUACAUACCUCUACAUCGACAUACGGCAAAAGGAUCAUUUCUACGUCCCACGUCUCAGGUUUCUCUCCGCGGACACCUUCGCGUGCAUAUCCGCGGUCAGCCCGGUCGGUCAAGAUGUGCGCCUCUGCGUCUACCGCCUCAACGAAGACACAUCCGACUUUGAGCUCCACUAUUACGAUCUACCCACCAGGCUCUGCGGACAACACGUGUACAUGCGCGGGUACACCUUCUUUGCUCAGGGGACGCACAACGUUCCGCGUACCGAACCAUUCUAUCCGGACGAGGAUAGAGAUAUCAUCAUCAUCGCUUGCAAACUGCGAGAAGCGCAUUCACGAACGGUGUAUAUCUGCGUCUUUGCGCGUACGCUGCUAUCCAUAUUCAACACACCGUCUUCACGUCGUCCGAGGCGUUCGCCAUGGAACCUUUGGAGAACUACCCAUCGGCCCUUGGACCGCUUCAUGCCACCCGGCGACUGGAACUGGGGCCGCAAGGCCUGGGUUAUCGACACCCAAUACACAUUUGGCGAUACCUUCGGGCACGACCCCGCUCUGGUCGUCUACCAACCCUCGGUCUGCGGCUCGCGCGUAGCGCUUCCCCACUUCGCCGACGUGCCAGGCCGACUCGACGACCUUCUCGCCAAACCUUUCUAUCUGUUGGACAUGCACCCGAGGAGAGUGUACAAGAGGCAUCUUGAAUGCGAAGAGAUGGGCGUUGUGCCGAAGGGGCUUGUGAGGGUGGCCUUGAGGGACGAUGUGCCGGGGAAGGGCGAGAGGAAGAUUAUGGGGCAGGAGGUUGAGUUGGUCGGUGGGAGCCCAGGUUUUACGGGCAGAAAGGUGGUUUGCGAAACAGAUGGGUUGCUAGUGAUAGAGACGAAUGCGACCAUAGGCGACGCGAAUGACUGCACCUUGCACAUCUACACCAUUUAA